GCCUGCGUCCCGUGGCUCGCGCGUUCUGCUCGCCUCCCCAUGGCCGCCUCUGUGGAUUUCAAAACUUAUGUGGAUCAAGCUUGUAGAGCAGCAGAUGAAUUUGUCAAUAUUUAUUAUGAGACAAUGGAUAAAAGAAGAAGGGCUUUAACAAGACUGUAUCUGGACAAAGCAACACUAGUUUGGAAUGGGAACGCAGUGUCUGGGCAAGAGGAGCUGAACAAAUUUUUUGAAAUGUUGCCGUCUAGUGAGUUCCAGGUGAAUGUGUUGGACUGCCAGCCCGUUCACGAGCAAGCUACGCAAGGCCAGACGACAGUGCUCGUGGUGACAAGUGGGACAGUAAAAUUUGAUGGUGACAAGCUGCGCAGCUUCAACCAGAACUUCUUGCUGACAGCACAGGCCACACCCACCAACACAGUGUGGAAGAUUGCCAGUGACUGUUUCCGCUUUCAGGACUGGGCCAGUUAGUGAGGAUUGGAUGUGGGAAGUGACCUCUCUCCCUCCUCAGAUUGAAGUUAGCCGUAUGGACAGCCGUGCUCCACAGAUGAGACGUGCUCAGUCUUCCUGCUGCUUCUGUCACGGAAGGUCUGCAGAGGUUUCAGGGUUGAUCCCGGUGACCAAGGGUUUAGUAGUAAACAAUACUCAAAUGUGAGAGGUUGCUUGUCUUAGUUGAACAUAAUGAAAUGCUGAGGGCAGUGAGCUGUGUUGGAAUCAUUCCUAAAAUGCCUUACGUGCAGCUAUGCUGCCACUUCCAGACUUCUUGUGUGGAAUGCUGAAACUCUCCUAUUUGAACACAAAAAUCUUCUUAAUCUAAAAUUCUGACCAAACGUGUGAUUCCUUUUCAACUUGAAAAGAUCUGGCUUUACAGUAGCAUCUUCCUUCUUUGGAGGAAGAUACUUGUGGCAUGUAGAGAAUCCUCAAAGCUGCCUACUCUUCAUUAUAAGAGACUAGGAAAGACUGACAAUGAUUUCUACUGUUUGCAAAAUGGCAAGUACAGCUCCUGAGUGUGUAAUCUCUCAAAAAUAGUCCAUUCUCUGGUGUGAAAGGACUAAAUAAUCUCAUCAGGUUACCUUUUGGCUUAGCUUCUCAGGCUUUCGUUAUAGUUAAUUUACAUUGAUUCAUAUGUAAGGCAUGCUGAAUGAUUCAGAGCUCCCGUGCCAGCAUCUAUUGUCACUUGCAUGUGAAGGACUUCAAAUUGAUUGUUUUUCUUUUGAAGUCUUACUGUGCAAGAAAUAGGUCAGUUACACCAUUUCUGUUUGUUUUAACUGUUAAUUCUGUUGCUAUGAAGUCUGGACAAUUUUUUUUUUCAUAUUCAGUCUGCAAGUUCUGAAUCCUUACUGUCUUUCCAGGAAACAUUGUAAAGUGGCACUGAAAGUGUGUAUUACUGUGAAGCCUUCAAUUUUUCUCUCCAGUAAUGUUGCUCAGAAGAGGUGCUUUGAUUAUUUUCAACUCAAAACAUGAGUACCAUCUUCCUCUCAUGCAGAUUUUUGCUGUAGUUUUCAUGUUAUUUUAAAACAUUACCUUUAAUUAUUGAUUGGGGAGGGUUGUGUGUCUUGCUUUAAAUUUGUAGUUUAAGGCUUUCAGCUGCUUUAAAAAGUAGUUUCCACGACUGUGGGUUAAGGUUCUCCAUCAUCACUUGGGAACUCAAGAGUAAGUCUAAGUAUCAUCAGAUUUGUUUCAAACUGGUACAUUUGCAUUUUAAGCUGACUUCUAAAAAAAUACCUGAAUUUAAGCUGAAUUUAAAACAUGUAAGAAGUUUUAGUUAAUUUAGUUAAAUGUGAGCACAUUUGUUUGUAACUGUAAGCACCUGAGGGGAUCUUGUAACUCUGAUCUCACUACCUGUUGCAAUGAUAGCAGCAGCCUGGAUACAAAAGCGGUUAUGGCUGCAGCUUGCUCAUUUUUUUUAUUUCAAUUGGGAAAACUGUGAAAAUGAGCAAUAUCUGACUUGUGUAAAACACCUUCAAACAUCUGUAGAAUCCCACAACCAACAGGAUGCUUAGGUGAAAGGGGUGGCUUUAUUUCCAUUUAAGCUACACUUUAUUUAAACAAACCAAUCUGUUCUGAAUUGUUGUGAAACUACUUUUCAGCUAAAAGAAUUUGAAUUCCUGCAAAACAGUGUGAGAAGUCCAGAGUUCUUGAAAAUUGUAAAUACUGUAAAUACAGCUUUAUUUCUGUGUGUAGUGAAGAAAGGAACACUCUAAUUACUCUUUGUUCCUAACAGAACAUGUGAGGUUCCUAUAUUUGUAUUUCUUCUACAAGUUUGGAAAGAAAGCUUAACCCUCAAUUUGCCUGUUACUGACACAGCAUCACUGAACUGUGACCAGCAUGGUGUGCUUUUCUGGGAUUUAAUUUGCUCUUGAUUGUAUAAGUAGUAUUACAGAUCUGCUUUGUGAACAUGGAAGAGGUUUUGUCCUUUGAAAUGUAGUGAGGGGUGUAACCGUACCUUUUGCAUGUUGAACUUUUGAAGGCAUUCACCAGAACACACACUUAUAUCUGUGCCUGAUAAGCUUGUCCUGGGAGUAAGAACUUACUGGGUAUUUUUAUCUAAGUUGUAAUUUGUAUAGUAGUUUUUAAGCUCUUUCUAGGCAGACUGGGUGGGAGAUUUAAAAUACAUGUUUCAGUCAAAUGUUGUUAUUCUCUAUUUUCUUGCUAUUCAAAUGCAGGCUGCUUUUAAAUCUGAUUUAUGUAAUUAAUAUUAAAAACAAAACCCAAAACCAAAUGAACAACCACUACCUAUGACCAUUUAGGAAACUUACUAACAGGCCUAGCUGGACAAACCCAGUUUAAACACUUAGCAUAGCUGAAAUUGAACUUUGUAAGCAUACAGGGGUUUGUGGAGAGAGAUUUAUUAGAACAGAACUGCUUCAGCCUUGGGAGGAGUGCCGGUUUUAAACUGCCUAGUUCCAUUCACUUAGGGUAAUUCAGUACUACCAUGAUUAGCUGUUGCUCUGUAUAACUGAAAAUGCUGGUUUGCUCCAUAAAAAAUAUGGAACAUAUCAGGUGAUCAUAUAGCUAUUGGAUUAAAUCAGUUAUUUUGCAACUAAUUAAUGGCAUAAAUGAAACAUCUCUUCUGUGCUAGCAGGAGAAAUUAAAGGUGCUGCAGCAAUGUGCUGUUCAUUAGAAUUUCUGUGCUGAAAUGAGCGGGAGAAAACAUACAAGUGCUUUGUGUUUGAUUCAGUACAAAACCAUGUGACAGCUUUAGUUCUCUCUGUUGUUGACUCUGCUCAGAUAGCCAAAUUUACAUGUUCAUGCUCUAAACUGUAACCAGGGAUUAAUAAUACCAUGUUUUGCUGUUUGAUACCAAUUUACUCAUGUAUAAUCAGUUGGUGAAAUGAAGCCAGCUGAAGAGCUGAGCACUUCCACACACUAAACUGUGGCUACUGAAGACUUGAUAGAUUUCUUUAGUGUGUACUCCCUUGUAUUAGUAACUGUUUUUAUGUUGCUUUGGUCUUUUGGCAUAUUACAGUUAAAUGAACUCAAAAUACUUGUGCCGUUUCUUGAAAUGGAGAAAAAAUAUUUGUUCUGAUCGUGUGAAUGAAUUCUUUUGUGGUUUUGAUAUGUCUACACUUCCUUAUCCUGAUGGGAGAAAAGUACAUUAUAAAGAAAUGCUGUUUUAUCAGUAAAGUAACUUUCCACACUUGAAUAUAUUUUGUAAGUUUUUGAAA
Molecule: messenger RNA, 3662 nt
Organism: Pogoniulus pusillus (Red-fronted tinkerbird)
Lineage: Eukaryota; Metazoa; Chordata; Aves; Piciformes; Lybiidae
Gene: NXT2
Product: nuclear transport factor 2 like export factor 2
Exons: 4
Coding region: 40-465 (141 amino acids)
Biological process (GO): poly(A)+ mRNA export from nucleus
Cellular component (GO): nuclear pore central transport channel
Source: RefSeq, a predicted model, not a curated record